AUGGCUCAUGAAAUCGACUGGCUAAGCAGUCAGGCUGGUAUGUGCAAGAUAAGCCUCUACAGCCCUGAUGCACAGAAAGACCAGGAACGUAAAGUAAUUUGCUUUGUCGAUGUUGCCAAUCUGAACAUAAAGGGAAGAAAUUUGGAUGAAAAUGUAGCUACUGGCCAGUCCAGCAACACCUCUGACCCUGCCAGUGAACUUGAUUUGAUGAACCUGGAGGAGAAGGAGAUCAUCAUAAUCAAGGACAAUGAGCAAAGCAACCACGUGAAUACGGAGGGAGCAGUUUGCCUUUUCAAGCAAGGUUCCACUGAAGAUGUCAACGUCACCAGCUGGCUCAACAACGACCUUCAGAAAUAUGCUGUUGGAUUCCGGCAUGCGCUGACCCCUUUGGGAACACCUCGCAAAGUGAAUGUGUUUGACAGGGCAUCUCAGAACAACAACAACAUUGCUCCCAACACUUCUGGUAGUGACAGGGAGCAUCCAGAUGACCUUGCCUAUUACGCCAAUAAGCUCUGUUCCUUAGUUAUUGAAAUGACACGCAAGGAGAUCAAGGACAAAUGGGAAAGCUCCGGGAAGUGUAUCCGCCAGACAAUCAGCUCCCACAGUGCCGGGAACAAGGCUACUGCAGCUGAGAGUGUCAAACCGAGCAAGUCACCUCCAGAAAGGUCCAUCAAGAGGGAUGACCCAUUUCCAGGCGAAAUGGUGAAUCACAAUGACUUUAAGCAGCACGAAGCAAUGUAUUCGGACAAAGCAAAGAAAUCAGAGGACAUCACUUCUGUAAGCAAAGGGAUGAUGGUAUACGCAAAUCAGGUUGCUUCAGACAUGAUGCUGUCCUUCUUGAAGACCAUGAAAGUCCAGAAAGGUAAGCACCCUCCACCAGCAUGCGCAGUUUUAAAAGAGGUGCUUGUGAGACACACCAAGGAAAUUGUCUCAGACUUAAUAGAUUCCUCAAUGAAAAACCUGCACAACAUCACAGGGGCACUCAUGACAGACUCUGAUUUUGUUUACGGGCUGAAGAAGAACCUUUACAAUGUAGGAACCCAGAAGUCUUCAGAGAUUUUAGAUGCCAUGGUGAAACGUUUGUUUAAAGUCCUCUCUGGAGACGAUAAGCAGGCUAGGGCUCAAAGCUUAGCCUUUGCAUCCUAUAAAUUGGGGGGGGCUUCGAACCCAAAAGCUCAGGGCAUGCAGUUUGCAUCUAUGAAAAGUGAGUCUUACAGCCAAGGGAAGGACAGAGGGGGUGGGCCAGGGAAGCCUUCUCCACGAGGAAGCAGAGGGCCAGACAAGCAAUCCUUGGAUGUGUACGCCAAAGAGCUUCUUUUAACAUCCUUAAUGCAGAUACAGCAACACCUGUUGGAAAAAAACAAAGAUUCUAGACCUUAUGAAUGUAACACCUCAUCCUUUGGCUAUAUUCACCGUGAUCCCGCCCACAGAAGGGCUGAUGGGAGCUCUGGCCCAAAGUACUCAUCCAAGCCAUGUGAAGGCAAAGCUGAGUUUUACCAGUCUGACAGCCUGAAAGAUAAAGGAAACCUCCUAGUGUCCAUGGUCCAGAAAAUCCUGCAUGAGGCUGGCUUAAAUCUAGACGAGACACUCUGUGGGGACAAAAACAGGGGCUAG
Messenger RNA from Rhineura floridana, 1614 nucleotides. Its product is annotated as A-kinase anchor protein 4-like. The transcript has a single exon. Gene Ontology annotation, biological process: intracellular protein localization. NCBI's taxonomy places the organism in Eukaryota, Metazoa, Chordata, Lepidosauria, Squamata, Rhineuridae. The coding region runs from base 1 to 1614 and encodes 537 amino acids. Gene Ontology annotation, cellular component: cytoplasm; sperm principal piece; sperm fibrous sheath. The record is from RefSeq and is a predicted model, not a curated record. Gene Ontology annotation, molecular function: protein kinase A binding.